AUGACGGCACCUAAAAGGCGACAGAAAAAGAGAGGAAACCAAACCUCCCUACACCUGCUGUCAAAACUCCUAAGAGGUUGCGCUCUGAUGGCAGUACCUCUAGCGGCAGCGCGAAAAGGCACUGUCCCGGGGGAACUGUCAGUAGGGGGUACUUAUAAGGAGAGGGUGGAAGGGAUCAAUGUCGGCAUUGUCGACCAGAACCCUUCGACCAAACUGACCGCCAAGCAGCUGGAUCAGCUCCAGGGCGCCAUCCUGAGGCAUACCCUCAGGAAGAAGGAAAAAGGAGCAGGAAUCCGCUUCUUGAGCUGUACGCAUAAGCCGGGUUGGCUUAUGAUUAGAUGCACGGACGAGGCUAGCGUCUCGUGGCUUGGCAACUGUUUGUUGCAGAUCAAGCCUUGGGACGGGGCCAACCUCCACAUCGUCCGGGGAACGGAGCUGCCAAAACCCCAAUGUAUGCGUAACAUACAUCCCUGA
Messenger RNA from Coccinella septempunctata (seven-spotted ladybird), 474 nucleotides. RefSeq lists its product as uncharacterized. The transcript has a single exon. The coding region runs from base 1 to 474 and encodes 157 amino acids. The record is from RefSeq and is a predicted model, not a curated record. NCBI's taxonomy places the organism in Eukaryota, Metazoa, Arthropoda, Insecta, Coleoptera, Coccinellidae.